Messenger RNA from Erigeron canadensis, 576 nucleotides. RefSeq lists its product as uncharacterized. The transcript has a single exon. Bases 1 to 576 code for a protein of 191 amino acids. Gene Ontology annotation, molecular function: DNA helicase activity. The record is from RefSeq and is a predicted model, not a curated record. Lineage: Eukaryota; Viridiplantae; Streptophyta; Magnoliopsida; Asterales; Asteraceae. Gene Ontology annotation, biological process: DNA repair; telomere maintenance.
AUGGGUGACGACAUUACUUAUCAGCUAUAUCAUAUUCCAUCUUUAUCUACUUCUACGAGUACAAGCUCUGAUAUACGUGAGUACAUUUUGUAUGAGUUGGAAGUAUUGCUAAAGUCUAGGCCUCAACCACAAUCUCUAUCUGACUUUGGACUACCUCUACCAAACGAGUCAAUACUUGCAGUUUUGACGAAUCGUCUUCUUCUAGAAGAGAAAACAUAUGACAGAGACGCACUGACUAUCGAACACACAACUCUUUACUCUGCACUUAAUUCAGAACAGUUGCACAUCUACAACCAUGUUUUGGCCAACCUUGAUAGAUCUUUACAGGUACUUCUAUUUAUAUAUGGGCACGGUGGCACGGGCAAAACAUUCCUUUGGAGAACAAUUAUUUAUGCUCUAAGAUCUAGAGGAAAAGUCGUGUUAGCCGUAGCGGCUUCUGGAAUUGCAGCGUUGCUGCUACCAGGAGGCAGAACAGCACACUCAAGAUUCAAAAUACCUCUAGAUCUAACCGAGCAAUCCACCUGCCAUAUAAAAAAAACACUCAACUUUCAAAGCUUCUGUUGGAAACUUAUCUGA